UCGGGCCGGCCCCGCUCCCCCGGGCUCUCCUCCGCCGGCGCCGUCUUCAUCCUGCUCAAAUCCGCGCUGGGCGCGGGGCUGCUCAGCUUCCCCUGGGCCUUCGGCAGGGCCGGCGGGGCCGUGCCCGCCCUCCUGGUGGAGCUGGGCUCGCUGGUGUUCCUGGUGAGCGGGCUGGCGGUGCUGGGCUAUGCGGCGGCUCUCAGCGCACAGCCCACCUACCAGGGGGUGGUGCGGGCGGUGUGCGGGGCGGCCGUGGGGAAGCUCUGCGAGGUCUGCUUCCUCCUCAACCUCUUCAUGAUCUCCGUGGCCCUUCUGAGAGUGGUGGGCGACCAGCUGGAGAAACUGUGCGACUCGCUGUACCCCAACGUGACCCUGAGCGGGGUCCCCCAGCUGCCCCCCUGGUACGUGGACCAGCGCUUCACCCUCUCUGCUCUCUGUGUCCUCGUCAUCUUCCCGCUCUCUGUGCCCAGGGAGAUUGGCUUCCAGAAGUACUCCAGCAUCCUGGGCACGCUGGCCGCCUGCUACCUCACUCUGGUCAUCAUCCUGAAAUACUACCUGGAGACAGAGAGCCUGAGCUUGAGCAACCCACCCCAGCGCUCCAGGUCCUCCUCCUGGGCCUCCAUCUUCAGUGUCGUUCCCACCAUCUGCUUUGGUUUCCAGUGCCACGAGGCAUGUGUGGCCAUCUACAGCAGCAUGAGCAACCAGAGCUUCUCCCACUGGAUCACUGUGUCUGUGCUCUCCAUGCUCAUCUGCCUGCUCAUCUACUCCCUCACCGGGCUCUAUGGCUACCUGACCUUCGGCGAGGCCGUGGCGUCCGACGUGCUCAUGUCCUACCCGGGGAACGACCCGCUCGUCAUCGUCGCCCGCCUGCUCUUCGGCGUCUCCAUCGUCACCAUCUACCCCAUCGUGGUGCUGCUGGGCAGGUCUGUGGUGAGGGACCUGUGGGCACCCCCCAAGCGCGGGGCGGCGGCGGCGCCCGAGGCGCAGGAGCGGCGGGGCCGGGUGGCACUGACUGUCACCUGGAUGGGUGCCACCCUCACCAUCGCCCUGUCCGUCCCCGACAUCGGAAAGGUCAUCGAACUCAUCGGGGGCAUCAGCGCCUUCUUCAUCUUCAUCUUCCCAGUGGUCCCUGGGGUUGGGCCAGAGGGGCUGCUGAGCUCCUCAGCAUCCCCUGGGAACGGUGCAGAGGAGCCUGGCAGAGGAGGCUGA
Empidonax traillii (willow flycatcher) is the source of this 1209-nucleotide messenger RNA. Its product is annotated as putative sodium-coupled neutral amino acid transporter 8. The annotation marks the transcript as partial. The record is from RefSeq and is a predicted model, not a curated record. Gene Ontology annotation, biological process: amino acid transmembrane transport. NCBI's taxonomy places the organism in Eukaryota, Metazoa, Chordata, Aves, Passeriformes, Tyrannidae. Gene Ontology annotation, molecular function: amino acid transmembrane transporter activity. The transcript has 9 exons.